AUGCCAGCUCUACGAUGGAAGUCACAGCUGCCAAACAAGAUCGAAGAGCGAAGCUCAGAGCAGAAUGCGCCAGACGUGGCAUCAGCAAGCAUCAAACUGAACAAGGUCGUACGCUCAUCCUCCGCCGAGUUCGUGAGCCGCUUCAGCCCCGACAGCAGCCCUGACAGCGACGAAACAACACCACGACAACAACUCGAGCGCAACUUCGAUCUCAGAGCGAGGGUUAUGAAAGAGCUGCCCUUCCGUCGCUCACGCUCUGCAGGCGCUUCAACGCACCCUGAUGUGAGUGCCGGAGCACAACGAUCCAGCAUCGUAGAGGCAGCCGCAGCGAUGGUCAGCAACAUGCCGCAGGACCUCAUGAUGCCCAAGACCAGACUGAUGCAUUCUGAGCCGAAGAAGAACGGUGCGUGGGACGAUUGGAGGAAUAAGCCGUUGCCGCGUAUUGCGCAUCUGUAG
Molecule: messenger RNA, 456 nt
Organism: Parastagonospora nodorum SN15
Lineage: Eukaryota; Fungi; Ascomycota; Dothideomycetes; Pleosporales; Phaeosphaeriaceae
Exons: 1
Coding region: 1-456 (151 amino acids)
Source: RefSeq, a predicted model, not a curated record